GGGCUCUCACUGGCCAUUGGCAAGACCGGCACCACCAGCACCAGCACCGACACUCUCAACGUCCUCGACGCAAAAAAGACAGCAAUAUGGGUCGUGUUCGCACAAAAACAACCAAGAGGGCUUCCCGCGUGCUCAUUGAAAAAUACUACCCUCGCUUGACCUUGGAUUUCCACACUAACAAGCGGAUCAUCGAUGAAGUUGCCAUUGUUCCAUCUAAACGUCUGCGGAACAAGAUAUCAGGUUUCACUACUCAUUUAAUGAAGCGUAUUCAACGUGGACCUGUUCGUGGUAUUUCCUUCAAGCUCCAGGAGGAGGAGCGCGAGCGAAAAGACAAUUAUGUGCCAGAGGUAUCGGCCUUGGACACGAGCGCUACGGGCCUUGAGAUCGACAGUGACACCAAGGAACUUCUCCGUGCCCUCAACUUUGACUCUAUUUCUGUCAAUGUCGUCAACCCUGUCAUUGCCCAAGUGGAGCGUGGACCUCGCCGGGACAGGCGCAAUGUGCCAGGUGCUGGUCGGUCAUAAGCUACUCUUUCCAUGUGCUACGCACUAUGAUCAUGUUAUGUACCCGUAUGCGAAACCGCUAUUGACUCGCUCCACAUCAUUUCUAUCAGGCAUAAAACGACUUGCUAGCAAUCUGAAUACUCUUGGUACAUCUUUGCUACUCUGAGGAUGAAUGAGUUUUCAUAUUCUUCUUUCCUCUUCUCGACUUCUAAUCUGACUUUCCUGUUUGUGAGAACGAAACUAAGAAUCCUUUUUUCCCCCUUCGAAUUAACGCUUUCACAUAUCAUAAUGUUAUUUCUAGUCAAUGUCCCAGAACGAAAUACUUGGAAUCUGUCCUUCAGCUACUUCGUAGACCACAAAGAGGCAUGGUAAGUCCUGGCCAUACUUGCAUAUUUGCAUCGAGUUAUGCCCAGCUGUUUCUAUGUCUU
Messenger RNA from Serpula lacrymans var. lacrymans S7.9, 931 nucleotides. RefSeq lists its product as uncharacterized. NCBI's taxonomy places the organism in Eukaryota, Fungi, Basidiomycota, Agaricomycetes, Boletales, Serpulaceae. Bases 87 to 524 code for a protein of 145 amino acids. Gene Ontology annotation, molecular function: structural constituent of ribosome. The record is from RefSeq and is a predicted model, not a curated record. The transcript has 5 exons. Gene Ontology annotation, biological process: translation. Gene Ontology annotation, cellular component: ribosome.